Messenger RNA from Beauveria bassiana ARSEF 2860, 1719 nucleotides. RefSeq names its product oligosaccharide translocation protein RFT1. Gene Ontology annotation, biological process: glycolipid translocation; dolichol-linked oligosaccharide biosynthetic process. The record is from RefSeq and is a predicted model, not a curated record. The transcript has a single exon. Gene Ontology annotation, cellular component: endoplasmic reticulum membrane. Lineage: Eukaryota; Fungi; Ascomycota; Sordariomycetes; Hypocreales; Cordycipitaceae. Bases 1 to 1719 code for a protein of 572 amino acids.
AUGGCAUCAAAGGGACGGAAGGGAGGCGCCACACCCAAGCAGGCCAAAUCGUCAAAUGACACAGCGGUCGAGGCGACCGGCUCCCCUACGAGCAUGAUCCAGGGCGCGUCCAUCCUCAUCAUCCUGCAGCUCAUCUCGCGCCUCAUCACCUUUGUCGCCAACCAGCUACUCGUGCGCUACCUCACAGCGCCGCUACUCGGCCUCUCGACGCAGCUCGAGGUGUACUAUCUCUCCGUGCUCUUUUUUGCGCGCGAGAGCCUGCGCGUGGCCAUCCAGCGCCAGGGCAGCAUCAGCGACGGCAUAAAGGCACCAACGGGAGAUGAUGCGACGGCUGUGGCCGAAAAGACCAAGACCAACAAGGAUGGGAACGACAAGGAAAAGGAUAAGAAAAAUACGGAACCGAAAAAGACGUUAAUGGACCCAAUCGAAAGCCAGGCCCUCAUCAAUCUCGGCUAUCUGUCCAUUGCGCUGGGCACCGUCACCAGCCUCGCCCUCGGCUGGAUGUACCUUGCAUACGCCAACCCGGCGACUCUGGAAACGCCGUAUAUGACGCUGUCGCUGCAGGUGUACGGGCUGGCGGCCAUGGUGGAGCUGCUUUCGGAGCCAUGCUUUGUGCUGCUACAGUCGGUCGGGCGGCUGAGCACGCGCGCCGCCGCCGAGUCCAUCGCCACGUGCAUACGCUGCUUCGUCGUCUUCACCACCGCCGUCAAUGCCGCCAACCGCGGCAUGGAGGUUGGUGUCAUGCCCUGGGCCCUCGGCCAGCUCGCCUACGGGACGGCCCUCGUCCUCGUCUACGUCUCCUCGGGCUGGCGCAUCGGCACCAUCGUCGGCUACUCGCUGCUGCCGCGGCGCAUCGCAAACGCCACCCCCGGCGCCUUCAUCCUCUCCCGCUUCUACAAACCCACUAUUCGCCUCGCCGGCAGUAUGAUGACGCAGAGCGUCGUCAAGCAUGUUCUCACGCAGGGCGACACGUUCCUCAUCUCCCUCCUCGCCUCACCGGUAGUCCAGGGCUCGUAUGCCCUCGCAAACAACUACGGCGGUUUGCUUGCUCGUCUCCUCUUCCAGCCGAUUGAAGAGUCGACCCGCAGCUACUAUUCCAAACUGCUCGUAAAGCCCGAAAAGACGCCGUCGGCUGUUCGCGAGGCUAGCAAGAGCCUUUACACACUGCUGCGCCUAUAUCUACUCCUCUCUGGCUUGAUCGUUGGCAUUGGACCCUUUGCGGCCCCUCCAUUACUGCGCAUCAUCAUCGGUAGCCGCUGGGACGGCUCCGGCGCAGGCGAUGUCCUCGCCAUUUAUUGCCUCUACGUACCUUUUUUGGCCAUCAAUGGCUUGACCGAGUCGUUUGUCGCCAGCGUCGCCACUGAGGCUGAGGUCCAUCGGCAGUCGGUCUGGAUGGGCUUCUUCUCUGCCAUGUUUGCUGGCUCGGCGUACAUAUUUAUGGGAUUUCUGGGUCUUGGGGCCCAAGGUCUCGUCUAUGCCAACAUUGUCAACAUGUUUUGCCGCAUCAUAUGGAGUCUCCUGUUUAUCAAGAGGUAUUUUGCUCGCUACAACGAGAACUUCUCCGUGCGUAAGCUUAUCCCGGACGAGGCCAUUGCCGCCUCCGUCUCUACGUUUGCCGGCCUCUUUCAAACCGGCAUUGAAAAGGAAAGCUACGAGAAACCCAUCACGGCCGCCAUUAUCAUCGGUAGCUCUGGCGUGGUGCUACUGAUGCUGAUGUGA